Messenger RNA from Pangasianodon hypophthalmus (striped catfish), 5614 nucleotides. It is a transcript of the gene rgs12a, whose product is annotated as regulator of G protein signaling 12a. Lineage: Eukaryota; Metazoa; Chordata; Actinopteri; Siluriformes; Pangasiidae. Bases 3121 to 5373 code for a protein of 750 amino acids. The record is from RefSeq and is a predicted model, not a curated record. The transcript has 16 exons. Gene Ontology annotation, biological process: signal transduction. Gene Ontology annotation, molecular function: protein binding; GTPase activator activity.
AGGCAGAAUGUAAAUGGUUCCUGCAGGCAAAGAAGUUUCUUUAUUUUGCAUUGUAAUCUUUCUGAUUUGUUUCAUUGCUGUUUCAUUAGGUUUUCAUGUGGAUCUUCAAAGCCUAAAUGUGGUUUCAUAUUUAUCACGUAUAUGCAGCCAUCCUCAUGUUUCCUUGUUCUUUUUUUGACCCUUUGCUGUUUUGUGUAUGAGAUCUACAAUCCUAGGCACUCGAACUAUAGGCCUAUGGUUUUGUGCUGAAGCGAUGACCACAACCAGGCCGUUCUAUUAUUCAGCCAACGCAGCUGAGCAAAACACUAACAUUCCCAUAGCGUGGGUGCACUAAUGUCUGCAGCAAAACUCUUCAACAGUGAUUUUUUUUUUACAGCCUACACAGAAGCUGAUGUUAUUAGAUGAAUGACUCUGCUUUACUUUCCAAGUUAUCUUCAGCAGUACAGCUCAGCUUUUCUCAAUAUGCUUCAUAUCCUUGCAUGAUGUGAAAACAUGACAGUGUGUUUUGUCUGUGGUCUUUGGAUCAUAGUCACAGAGUUGGAGAAGGAGUGGUUGUUUUUUGGAAUGUUCCAUAGAUGAAGACCAAAUACUGUUAUAUUUCACACAUGGCACUCCGCACCACCAUUGUGAUAUCACUGGGAUCCUCACCCACAAAACACAAACAUAAUAGUUAUUAUUAUUAUUAUUAUUAUGACAAAAGAAAGAGAAAUGAGACAAGAGAGCAGAUAUACAAAAUAUGGGCUUAUUAGUCUUGUGUAAUAAAUGAGUAAGAUAUUUCUCCUUACAUGUACAGUGGGGUCCAAAAGUGUGAGAGCACUAGAGAAAAUGCUUCUAUUUUGCAUUCUUUUCUAAUUUAACACAACAAUUUUCAUUACAAAUUAUAUUACUGACAACAACUUGAGUGAAAAGUAGAAUCUUUGAAAUAUUUACAUGAACUUCAGAGUUUCUUAGUAUUUGGUAUGUCCCCUUUUUUGCUUUAAUGACAGUGUGCACUCGAGUAGGCAUGGUCUUCACAAGUUUGUAUAAAACCUUCUGAUCCAUUUUAGAUCAAAUCUAUCAGAGUGUUGUCUGAACACAUGCUUCAAUAGAAGAGAUUAGGCAUGAGGAAAAUCUGAACUUUUGUACAAAGCAGUUAACAUGGUCAGUAUCACUUUUUUUUUUACAUUUAAAUAGGGACCUAGAAAUAGUGCAGAAUCUUGAAUGUUAAAUAUUCAAGAUAUUCAACAUUUAUUUUCUUUGUCUUACAUAUUUAAAAAUUCUCAAACCUUCUAUUUAUUAUUUCCAAUUUUAAAUAAAAAAAUCCCAGACUUUCCCAAGUGGUCCCCACUGUAUGCAUUAAAAGAUUUGAGUUUUUGUUGGAGGUUCAUAGAGUUAUAGAUGUGUGUAAGUAUGUGUGUACUGGCUUUCAGACCUUAAUAAAUCAAGCUCUUUUGGUCCAGGACAUCUGAGUAGGCUUACAUACAGUUUGGUACCCAAGUUCUCUACAAAAGUGGAACGCUCCUUCAAACCUUGAUUUGCUAUAUUAAUUCUUUCUAGGUCAUACUCCUGUGUAUUUUUCUGAGCCGAUUUCAUGAAAUGGCCAAAUGCUUGAGGUUUAAAGUGGAAAAGCUUUUGUCAUUUCUCCAAGUGUGAAAUCUGAGAGCAGUAAGAGUUUUCCUGGAAUGGGAGACGGCUGUUUCAUGGACCUAAUGCCCUUCUGGUGGUCAGGCGAGCUGGAAAGUGUGGUUAUGAGAACAUCAUACUGGUGUUCACCAGGAGAAAAGCAGCUUCAGGAGAGAAAGAAAGACAGAGACAAAGAAACAGACUAAAAGAGAACUGCCCAAACAGGGAUGGAAAAAGUGUCAUGUAAGCAUGGUAUUUGUUGGAUUGCCAGAUAAGAUCGAAUUCAAUGACUGUCCAACUUAUUUCACCAGUUUACACAGCAAUUUCAUGCUAAACUAAAGUGGCCAAAACGAUGACUUAAAUAAGGUUAAUAAUCACAUUUAGCCACUUCUUGAUUGCAGUACGUGUUUUACUAGAACAGAAACCUGAUAAUACUUUAUGUUUACAGAAACAAUUCCAUCAUUUAAUAUUUAUCCUUAGCUUACUUCACUUACUUCCUGGGUCCAAGCACAAAGUGGAAGCCCUGUUGGAAUUGCGAUUGGGUUCAAAGACUGUAAGGUGUAGAAACUCGAAAUUUGACAAGAUCUUGCAGACUCCUCUCUGUUACUCAACAAAAUAAGGGGACCCACACUGAUCUGAUGGUGGAGUUAAAGCGUACACUGAUUAACAUUGUCCUAUAUGUUGAGAACCGUGAGUUGUACAGAUAGAAUUCUUUUUCCUCUGGGAAGACUGACUGAAUGAACAUUUGCUGACCAAGAACCUUGAUCUGGUCUGGAAAGGACAAUUCCUAGAAAUUAGUACACUGUGCUUAACUAUGUGUUUCCAGGGUGUCCUGCUGUUGUUUUGUUUUAGAUAUCACACAUGACACUGACUGCUUCUCAUGCUCUUGAAUAUCUGGAGUCAUCAUAUCUCUGCAACAUAGAAUAGAACACACCCUGGAUAAUCAAGCAUGGGAGGGUUUGACCAGUACUGACUUCUACUCGUGUGUUAUUACAAGGAACACUUUCCUUCAGAGAUGUCUGGAAGUGGCUUGUUGUCUUCUGCUGUUGUGUUCUGAGCAAAUAUUUGGUGACUUGCCACAUGUAGGUACAUAGUAAAGAAGUACUACAAAGCUGAUAGGGCAUUUCACAUACAUGAGCAAGAGGAUAAAACAUGACAGAUCAAGCGUGUUUGUGAGUAUAAUGCCGAAGUCAUUUCUCCAGUUUCCUCCUAAAUCAACGUGACAUACACUUUUGCACUGACCUGAGGGAGAGAGGCUUUUCUUACAGUGGGAGGAGAAAGUACUCUGAAGUAGAGCGAGUGACUGAAAAGAAUGAAAAGAGGGAGCAUGGAAAGAGGGAGGGAGCAUUAGGGAGAGCGAAAGAGUAAGAGAGAGGGAGAGUUGCAAGAGUUUUAGAUGCAGGGAAAACCACUUCAACUUCAUUCUCCGAGCAUGUAGCCGAAUGGACAUGUUUAUUUAUGCUGGGUGUCUGAAGAAGCACUGAGGACACACACACACACACACACACACACACACACAUGGAGCCACCUUUAACUCUGCAUGCUCCAACAACAGCGGCAUCAGAUAGUGAGCGAGGUGGAAUGGAGCGGCAUGGCUUUGGAAGCAUUCAUAGUUUGGAAAGUAACAGCAGCCUGCCCAGUGUCACCAACCAUCACACUCUCUCAGAACGCCGUGUAGCAGCAUGGGCCGUCUCCUUUGAGCGUUUGCUCCAGGAUCCUGUUGGUGUGCGCUACUUCUCUGAGUUUCUGAAAAAGGAGUUUAGUGAAGAAAAUAUUUUAUUCUGGCAGGCCUGUGAAUUCUUCAGCCAGGUUCCUGAACAUGACAAGAAACAGCUUUCCCAGAAGGCCAGAGAAAUCUACAAUAGCUUCCUCUCCAGUAAGGCCACUACUCCAGUGAACAUUGACAGCCAGGCACAACUUGCAGAUGAUGUCCUCACGGCACCAAGGCCUGAUAUGUUCAAGCAGCCACAGCUACAGAUCUUUAACCUGAUGAAGUUUGACAGUUAUGCUCGGUUUCUGAAAUCCUCACUGUAUCAGGAGUGUAUGUUGGCUGAAGUGGAGGGUCGACCUCUCCCUGACCCUUACCAUGUGCCCUGUAGCCCCGCCCCUUCUAAGCACAGCGUUAUCUCAGAGCGCUCCAAUUUCUCCACACCAAAAAAGGAAACUCGGAAGCCUAGGACAGGCAGGUCGAGUGACGACCUAAGAGAUGACCCUGACAGGAGAAAUGGCAUUUUCUCCUGGUACAGAAACAGGAGCUUUGGUAAAGGUCCGAAGAAACGAGAAAUAACAGAUUUCAAUUAUAACAGUAAUGGACGGAGGGAGUCUCAGGGGUCUUUGUCUUCUGGUGCCAGUCAGGAGUUCAACACACCCUGCUCCACAUUGAGAAAUGAGCAGAGGAACUCCACAUGGGAGAAGGACAAAAUAGGGCCGAGUAGGUCAUGCACAGUAGCACUCCCCGAUGGCUCGAGCUGCUGUGUGUGUCUGAAGCAGGGUGCUUCCAUCAGACAAGUGCUGCUGGAGCUCUGCCAGAAACAAAGCAUCAACAUGGCUGCUGUUGAUCUCUUUCUUGUUGGGGGAGAGAAGCCGCUGGUGUUGGACCAAGACAGCAUGACUCUCAGUUCAAGAGACCUACGAAUGGAGAAGCGUACUCUGUUCAGAUUGGAUCUGGUGCCUAUUAACAGAUCUGUGGGCUUGAAAGCCAAGCCGACCAAACCCGUAGCUGAGGUGCUGCGGCCUGUGGUUGCCAAGUACGGCCUGCGCCUUAACGACCUGGUGGCUAGAAUAAGUGGAGAGACUGAGCCUCUUGAUUUAGGACUGCCCAUAUCGAACCUUGACGGCUUGCGAGUUGUCCUAGAGUGCUCUGAACCAAGCUCUUCACAUGCAGACAAGUCUAAGACACUUCCCUCCAAAGCACAGGGACCAUCAUUGACCAGCAGGGGGCAGUCAACACCGGGAGAUCACAGACCAUCAGAGAAACCUGUGAAAGGGGAGGGAAGAGACAAACCCCCAAUCAGUGAGACACCCCAAAAAAAGAAAGGCAACAAGAUUCAUCUGGAUGAUGCUGAAGAGUUCUUUGAGCUGCUGAGUCGUGCUCAGAGCAGCCGUGCUGAUGAUCAGAGAGGCCUGCUGAGAAAAGAGGACCUGGUGCUCCCUGACUUUCUGCGUCUGAAGCCUGAGCCCAGUGCACCUCCAUCCUGUUCCACUCCCACCUCCCAAAAACAUGUUCAUGUCUCCAACCAGCCCGCAUCUGUCACCUCCAAUGGACACAACUCCAAAGCUGGAGACAAGACAGACCUGUUCUCCCCGUCCCUCUCCCCCAUUCUCCAUCCACAAGGCCCCCCAGGGCAGGAUGGAGAGGGACUGUGUGACCUCACCCUGGUGGGUGAGGGAGACAUCAGCAGCCCUAACUCUACUCUACUGCCCCCUGUGCCAACCUUCCCACCCCCUCACGAUGCCAACAUCACCCCUCCACUGCCGCCUUCCGCCCACAGAAACCCCAGCUCAGGUGCAGUAGAUGAAAGCGAGUCUCGAGUGAGCCACCAGCAGGGAGAAACAUCAGCACAGAAAGAUUCACCGUCUUUUGAGCAAAGGACAGAUGUGGAAGACAUCCCUCUGGAUGAGAGCUUUGAGGGCUACGCAGCUGAGCUUCGUCAGUGCCAGAGCAAAAUGAGGAAUGGAACUUAUUCUUCUGUCCAUCCUCCGCGUCCCCUCAACAACGUCUCACACAGCAGCCAAAAUAAUGCAGCACAAUACAAAGCUACAUUUGUAUGAAUGAUUUUUUUUUAAAUGUGCUAGAGCACAAAUGGUGUAAUUGUGUACAAAUGUAUUUUGUAAUGAUAAUAACUUAUUGAAUGAUUAAGUGAAAGCUGUGAUUUUACAUUUUAGUUACGGAUCGAAUAAAAAUAACCAUGAUGUAACCUCUUUGGAUAUUCAGUAGGCUCACUGAUGACGUUUUAGGUACAACCAGUGAAUAUGCUUCAAAUAUUAAAGGCAAUCAGUGAAUGAAUAUUUG